AUGCCAAGUUACCCAGAGCUUGGUGCCUAUCAGUUGACAGCAAAGCUUGGAGAUGGUGCAUUCUCCAAAGUAUAUGAGGCUAUAAACUUAAAAACCAACGAGAAAGUGGCUAUCAAAAUUGUCAAGAAGGCAGAGAUAAAUAAUCAACAGAAAGCAAGUGUUUUAAAAGAAGCGCAAAUAAUGAGAACUUUAGAUCAUCCAUCGAUUGUUAAACUAUUGGAUUUUAUGGAAACCAAAGAACAUUUCUUUCUUGUACUAGAACUAUGCGAGGGUGGAGAAUUAUUUCAUCAAAUUGUCCGUCUCACUUAUUUAAGUGAAGAUCUUGCCCGUCACUGCAUUAAACAAGUUGCAGAUGGAAUUCGAUACUUGCAUGAGGAGAAAGGAGUUGUUCACAGAGAUAUUAAACCAGAAAACUUGCUAUUUACACCAAUUGAAUUUAUGGAACGUGACACCCCACUACCACCCAACGAAUUUGACGAACCCAAAGAAGAUGAAGGGAAGUUUGUAGAAGGAUUAGGUGGCGGUGGAAUCGGUCAAGUGAAGAUUGCUGAUUUUGGUCUAUCCAAAGUGAUAUGGGAUGAACAAACUAGAACACCUUGUGGUACUGUAGGGUAUACAGCUCCAGAGAUUGUAAAUGAUCAGCGGUAUUCCCGAUCUGUCGACAUGUGGGCACUUGGUUGUGUUCUCUAUACUUUGCUUUGCGGCUUCCCUCCUUUUUAUGAUGAGAGUAUUAGUGUCCUGACCGAAAAGGUAGCUAAAGGCCGUUAUACUUUCUUAAGCCCAUGGUGGGAUAAUAUCUCGGCUGAAGCCAAAGACUUGAUAGAAAAUUUAUUAUGUGUCGAUCCAAAGAAACGUUAUAGUAUCGGGCAAUUUCUAGAACAUCCUUGGAUGAAAAAACAAAAAUUAGAACAAGCAAAAGAAAAUGGUGCAGUUGCUGAUGACCAUUUACCUGAUAUAUCUUCAACGCCCAAAGCUUCGAUACUUGAAGAGGCACUUAACCGUAUGAAAAAUCCCCACGAAACUGAAGCCGAAGCUUAUAAACGCAUGAUCUUAGAACGCAAUAGAGAUCAACAGGAACUAGAGGAGGCUGCUCCUUCAUCUGGUGCGUCAUCCGUCGUAAACUCUCGUGCCAACUCACGCGCCAACUCCCGUGCUCCUUCAGUCAUUGCUUCUGGAACCGUAACCCCCCGUAGAGAUUUGUAUUCAGGAGUUGCAUCUAUGAAGGAAAUGUUUGAUAUCUCUUAUACUGUGCAUCGUAUGGCCGAAGAAAAGGCAAGACGUAAUCACUUGAAGACAAAGCCUCAGGAUGAUCAACGUGUGCUGUUUAGAAAUGCUGUAAAUGCACAAGGUGAAGAAAACGACGACACAUCAACAGAAGAAGAUACCGAUGAGACAUCUUCCCUACAGACUUCAGCAAGCGAGGGGAAAAUAGUAACAGAUAAACAGUUAAGAGAGCUGCAAAUGAAAUUAGAGGCAUUGGGUCAUGAAGAGUCAAUAAAAAAGGCAAAGAAACCAAAACCAAAACAACACAGCAGUUUCAUUGACUUAAACAUGGAUAAAUCAACAUUAUUUGCUAGAAGAAAAAAUCCUAAAGCCGCUUAG
This is a messenger RNA of Rhizopus microsporus ATCC 52813, 1602 nucleotides long. Its product is annotated as Pkinase-domain-containing protein. Gene Ontology annotation, molecular function: protein kinase activity; ATP binding. The coding region runs from base 1 to 1602 and encodes 533 amino acids. The record is from RefSeq and is a predicted model, not a curated record. The transcript has 6 exons. Gene Ontology annotation, biological process: protein phosphorylation. Lineage: Eukaryota; Fungi; Mucoromycota; Mucoromycetes; Mucorales; Rhizopodaceae.